AUGGCCAGCAACACCACAGCCGCCGACCCUGGCCUCCCGCCGGACCUAUUCGAUCAGACCACCCUGGUGUCCCUCGCCUCCACCGUCCUGAUCUUGGCCGUGGCCUACGCUACGUCGCUCAAAGCCCUGUCGCCAUCGACCCCGGGCAGCUACCGAUUCCUGUUCAUCUGGCACGCGUUCGACGCGUUAAUCCACUUCUUCCUCGAAGGAAGCUUCCUCUCGAUACCCUACGACAGCCUCACAGUCGGCGACCUCCGCUCCGGCCGCUACUACUCGACGCAGCAGGGUUACCUGGGCCAUGACGACCGCAUCUGGGGCUCGCAGGCCGCCGCCGCCGACAACCCCUUUGCGCAGCUGUGGAUGGUUUACGCGCGCGCGGACAAGAGGUGGGCUGGUGCAGAUACGACUGUCGUGAGCCUGGAGCUCCUGACGGUCUUCGUCGUGGCCCCGCUGGCUGUGCUGGUCUGCUACGACAUCGCCAAGAAGAAUUCGCGCGCCAACAUCUUGAUGGUGAUCAUCGCGACUGCUGAGCUGUAUGGAGGCUUCAUGACGUUUUGCCCUGAGUGGCUUACCGGCAACCAGUUCCUGGACAGCAGCAACUUCAUGUAUCUCUGGGUGUACCUGGUCUUCUUCAACAUGCUCUGGGUUUUCAUCCCGUUCUAUGCCAUCUACGUCAGCUGGAAUGCCGUGAACGCUGCUUUCACGAGCCAGACUGUGGUCCAGGUGGUCAAGAAGACGAAGUAG
Messenger RNA from Diaporthe amygdali, 744 nucleotides. RefSeq names its product emopamil binding protein. Gene Ontology annotation, biological process: sterol metabolic process. NCBI's taxonomy places the organism in Eukaryota, Fungi, Ascomycota, Sordariomycetes, Diaporthales, Diaporthaceae. The transcript is spliced from 4 exons. The coding region runs from base 1 to 744 and encodes 247 amino acids. The record is from RefSeq and is a predicted model, not a curated record. Gene Ontology annotation, cellular component: endoplasmic reticulum; membrane. Gene Ontology annotation, molecular function: cholestenol delta-isomerase activity.